ACCACCAUAUGGUUAUUGGGUCAGCAGCAAGUGUUUGAAGAAAAAUAAUUAAGUGUUGAUAUUGAAAUUAUCGCAAAAAGAGAAAUAAAAAAUAAAGCAUUCGAAUUAAAAAGCUAUUAUAAUUUACCAAAUGAUUUUAAAAGGAAUCCAACCACAACCAUCAAAGUCCAAGAAACAUUCCAUGUGCCAAUUAAUUGCAAUCAAGACCAGAGUUAAAAAAAGAAAAUAUUCACUUUCAAAGCAUCAAGUCCUGCUUCAUUGUACGACACCACCACCAACAUCAUCAUCAUCGGCGUCGCCAUCUACCCGCAGCAAAUACAACCAGAUCUCCUCCAAUAGUUGUUGCUACAACAGCAUUCCGUUCUGUGUGAAACCAAGAUGAUGACUACAACCAAUACGAAUGGAGAUUCUUCGAAUCAACAUUUGACUUGUGCAGAUGAGGAUAAUUUGAUAUCAAAUUUCUCCAUAGCCGAGACAUCAGUUCCCAUUAAGCGCCGGAAAUUCUUUAAUCGUCAAUCACUUUUGGUCUCACUCGUUGUAAUUGCAUUUCUUUUCACUCUCCAAAUUGAUCUGAUUCGCGGGGCAUUUGAGGAUGUCAAUAAUAGCAAGGUGAAAAUUGCCAAACGUAGUUUGGAAUUGACCCAAACCAUUAAUUUGCAGCGCCAGGAAUAUUUACAAAAACAAUGUGAUUCGUUGGGUUAUAGCCAACAGGAUAUCAAUGAUUUAACCGAGGAACAAAUGGAGCACAUGAUUGUGGAUAAGGAUUUGAAAUUUUUGUACUGCUAUGUACCAAAGGUUGCCUGUACGAAUUGGAAACGUGUCUUGAUGCUACUUAAAGGUAUCUGGCAAAAUGGUACCGAUCCCCUGCGCAUACCCGGUUCGUUGGCACACUCAGAUGGCAUCUUUACGAAAUUCAAUAGCCUAGAUGAAGAGGAACGACAAAAGGUGAUGUCCGAAUACACUCGUUUCAUAUUUGUACGGCACCCCUUCGAAAGAAUAUUGUCUGCCUAUCGCAAUAAAUUGGAGGGUAAUGCACCGAGUACUAAAUAUUUUCAACAUCGCAUUGGUCGGCAAAUUGUCCGAGGAAUACGUGUCGAUCCGAGCAAUCAUUCGCUGGAAUAUGGUGAUGAUGUUUCAUUUGGAGAAUUUGUACAGUACCUUCUAACGCCCUCCUUGAGUCUGAACAAUCAAUCGACCUAUAAUGAGCACUGGGAGCCUAUAUCGAGAUUAUGUAAUCCAUGUGUUAUGAAAUAUAAUGUCAUUGGAAAAUAUGAAACCCUUUUGGAUGAUUCUGCCUUGGCUCUCUACUUAACCGGUGCUGAAAAUGUCACAUUUCCCUCCGGCCACAAACCUUCGAAUACUCGUUCCUAUUUGCGUAAAUACUUUGAUCCUUUACCGAUCAGUGCCAUUCGGCAUUUGUAUGAAAUCUAUGCGGAUGAUUUUAAACUUUUCGACUAUGGUUUAGAUGAUGUUUUAGGUUUUGAAUUUGGUUAAAAUUGAACAUUGUUGUUUUAGUGUUAAGUAGGAAGAUUAUUACAUACUUAUAGUAAUAUUACUGCGAUCUAAUAGAACAAAGGUGUAAUUACGUAAGCAAUUUAAAUUACACGGUGCUACUAGAUUGAAACAUUGCAAAGUCAACCACAAAAAGUUGAUUUAGGAUGACUUUAAUAAGAUUAUCAUGCUUUUAGCACCGUAUUCUAUCUAAUUCCCAAAAAUAGCUUUAAUCGUAUAUUUUUAAGAAUACAUUUGUUUUUCUUUCCUAUCAUGUUUCUUGUAAGUAUAUUAUACACAAUUCUAUGGUUUAAAGAUAGACAUAAUAUUAUAGUACGAUUUAUAUUUAUACAGGGUAGCUCAUUAAAUUCGAAUUUUUGUAUAGAAAACCAUUCACAUUUUCAUCUAAAAUAAUGAACAAAAAAAAUCAAAACAAUUAACACUUUCAUAACUUCGAUAAUACAAUCUAUAUGUAAAUUUACAAACCUUUUAGAACCCUUACAAAUGCUCUCUCUGUAAACUUAA
This is a messenger RNA of Musca domestica (house fly), 2016 nucleotides long. Its product is annotated as carbohydrate sulfotransferase 13-like. The coding region runs from base 379 to 1494 and encodes 371 amino acids. The record is from RefSeq and is a predicted model, not a curated record. Gene Ontology annotation, molecular function: sulfotransferase activity. Gene Ontology annotation, biological process: carbohydrate biosynthetic process. Lineage: Eukaryota; Metazoa; Arthropoda; Insecta; Diptera; Muscidae. The transcript has 3 exons. Gene Ontology annotation, cellular component: membrane.